Messenger RNA from Microthlaspi erraticum, 3333 nucleotides. The record is from the annotation of a GenBank genome assembly. Lineage: Eukaryota; Viridiplantae; Streptophyta; Magnoliopsida; Brassicales; Brassicaceae.
AUGACGACGACGACGACGACGACGACAACGACAAGAGUCGCUUCUUCUUCCUCAACUCGGAAUCGAAUCCUCAAAGAUGCAAACGGAGACAUCGGUGAGCAUCUUCGUAACCACAUCCAUUUAACAAACUGUAUUCACUUGAAGAACCAUAUGCACAAACAGAGCCCGGUCUUAACCGACCGUGCCCUAAUGAGAGACCUCAUUGUCCUCCAAAGGUCACGCUCGCUCAGAGAUCCCUCCGCGAGCCCACCACCGGCUUGGAACACGCAGUCCUCGAUCGUCGAUUUGCUUCCUAAGAAAGGAGAUCACUUGGAAGGAGGAAGACGAUCCGUUGAUCAGAAGAAGUCAAAGUCUAGUCGUAGGUUGUCUGGUUUGAGUGGCUCUUCACCUGUUGUGAACUUUGGGACAUCAAAGGUGACUCCUUCUGAUGAAGGGCUGAGUCAAAGCUUAGAACUUGGAGGUGGUAGAGAGAGUGGUAGGAGAGUGAAGAGAGAGGAAUCUAGUAGAAAGAGUUAUAGAGUUGAGGAUGAUUAUCAUCAUAAUGUCAAUGUGGUUUCUCAUGGCGUUGCUUCUGGGAAUUCAGGAUCGAAAGCUAGUGGUAGGCUUAGUAGAAUCAAUGAUGCUAUUGCUAAGACACUGUCUGAUCAGUUAAACGAGGUUGUUGGAGGAGAUAGUGAUGAUGUUGUUUCGUCUAAUGUUCGUCCAAGGGUUAGGUAUGGUGGUGCUGCUGGUGGUGGUGCUCGGGGAUGCGGUGGUGGAAUGAGUCGGCCUAAAAGGCGGAAAUUUAGAGGGACGAGGAGAGUUAGAGGUAAGAGUAGAGAUACAGGUGGUGGUGGUGGUGGGAAGAGUGAGAUGUCUGUUGCUUCUAACACACUGCCUCAAGUUGAGAAGCAUCAUGAGGGAGAGAAAGAAGGAUUUGGGGAGCAGAACAUGACUAAAGCUUGUGGGAUUCCGUUUAACUGGUCAAGAAUCCAUCACCAAGGGAAGACUUUUCUUGAUAAAGCCGGUAGGAGUUUGUCUUGUGGUAUGUCUGAUUCUAAAGGAAGGAAAGGUGAAGCCAAUGAGAGGAAUGGUUCUGAUUUGAUGAUGAGACAGUCUGAUGAUGAUGACUCAAGCUCAUUCAUCCGGUCUGAUGGCGGCGAGGCGCUUCCUUUGCUGGUUGAUAGUGCAGAGAAUGAAGGAUGGGUGCAUGAUUACUCAGGGGAGCUAGGGAUUUUCGCUGACAACUUGCUCAAGAACGAAGAAGAUUCUGAUCUUGCUUCAGAAGGAAGGUCAGGAGAGAAGAAACAUAAGAAGAAGAGCCAUAGAAACGUUCGGCAUCAGCAUCAGAGUCUUACGGAGAAGUACACUCCUAAAACAUUCCGGGAUCUUGUUGGACAGAAUCUUGUUGUGCAAGCUCUUUCCAAUGCAGUUGCAAGACGAAAGCUUGGACUUUUGUAUGUCUUCCACGGUCCAAAUGGUACUGGGAAGACUUCUUGUGCUCGGAUAUUCGCAAGGGCUUUGAAUUGUCACUCCAUGGAACAACCGAAGCCUUGUGGCAGUUGCGGCUCAUGUGUUUCACAUGAAAUGGGGAAAAGCUGGAACAUUCGUGAAGUAGGUCCUGUUGAGAACAUUUUGGAUUUGCUUGAUGGUGAUGGUAAUGUGAUGGUUUCAUCUCAGUCGCAGUCUCCACGUGUUUUCAUAUUUGAUGAUUGCGAUACAUUGUCGUAUGAUUGCUGGAACGCUCUGUCCAAAGUGGUGGAUCGAGCAGCGCCACGUCGUGUGGUCUUUAUCCUCGUGUGUUCGAGUCUUGAUGUUCUGCCACAUGUGAUCAUAUCGAGGUGCCAGAAGUUCUUCUUCCCGAAGCUGAAAGACGCAGACAUCGUUUGCUCCUUGCAGUGGAUUGCAUCAAAGGAAGAGAUUGAGAUAGAGAAAGAUGCCUUGAAGCUUAUUGCUUCGAGAUCAGAUGGUUCGUUGAGAGACGCUGAGAUGACUCUUGAACAGCUGAGUUUGCUCGGACAGAGGAUCUCUGUUCCUUUAGUUCAGGAACUGGUUGGGCUUGUUUCUGAUGAGAAGUUAGUGAAUCUUCUUGAUUUAGCUUUAUCUGCAGAUACUGUAAACACUGUGAAGAAUCUGAGAACAAUAAUGGAAACAAGUGUGGAACCAUUAGCUCUAAUGUCACAGCUUGCAACUGUCAUAACUGAUAUUCUUGCUGGUAGUUAUGACUUCACCAAAGAUCGGCAUAAGAGAAAGUUUUUCCGGCGACAACCAUUAUCAAAAGAAGAUAUGGAGAAGCUGAGACAGGCACUUAAGACAUUAUCAGAGGCAGAGAAACAGCUGAGAGUAUCUAAUGAUAAACUGACUUGGCUCACAGCCGCGUUGCUUCAGCUGGCUCCUGAUCAGAACUACUUGCUUCAACGUUCUUCCACUGCGGAUACUAGCUUUAACCGGAGUCCACUGCCGUUAGAGAACAAUGGAGGUAGAGAAAGCUCAGAUCACCAUCUGGAUCCUUCUAGCGACGCAGCAGGGGAAAGAAGUUCUGGACUGGACAGAAGAAGAGGAGGGGACGGUAGAAAAAACCGACCAGCGGUUGAAGAGAUUUGGUUGGAAGUUAUUGAGAAGCUUCGUGUUAACGGUUUGAAAGAAUUUCUUUACAAAGAGGGAAGAAUAGUAUCUCUUAGUCUCGGUUCAGCUCCUACAGUGCAUCUAAUGUUCAGCUCAGCGUUAACCAAAUCGACGGCUGAGAAGUUCCGUGGCCACAUAAUGCAAGCAUUUGAGGCGGUUCUUGAGUCUCCGGUAACUAUAGAAAUCAGAUGCGAGGCAAAGAGAGAGCCAAGAAACAAUGCAAAAGACAAAAGCUUUCCAUCAUCUUUAGCAGUGAUUGGCCAAGAUUACGAUGGAAGCGGAAGAAGUGAGAUAGUUGAAGUCAUCGAACCUAAUGGACAAAGAAGGGAUCACCAACAGAAGCAAGCGGAGGCGGAGGAGAAGACAGAGCGAGCUGGUGGUUCUUCGGCGUUAGCCAGAGCUAGAAGGAAACAUUUGGAAGCAAGCCAGAGCCAAAGCAUUGUGAGAGGUAAAGUCUCCUUGGCACAUGUGAUUCAGCAAGCUGACGGAUGCACACUCCAAAACGGAUGGUCUAAACGCAAAGCCGUGUCUAUCGCAGAGAAGCUGGAACAAGAGAAUCUGAGGCUUGAACCAAGAUCAAGAAGCUUGUUAUGCUGGAAAUCCUCAAGAGGCACACGUCGCAAGGGCACGAGGUUGAAGGUGAGAACAAGAAGGGCAUCAAGACCACAUUCGUUAUUGAAGCUCGUGUCGUGUGGGAAAUGUCUGUCUACGAGAUCUCCAACAAGAUAA